UUUGAAUGUUGACAUUGCUGAGAAUGUUGACAUUGGUUUGAAUGUUGACAUUGGUGAGAAUAUUGACAAUGGUGAGAAUGUUGGCUGUGGUGAGAAUGUUGACAUUGGUGAGAAUGUUGACUUUGGUGAGAAUGUUGACAUUGGGGAGAAUGUUGAUAUUAGUGAGAAUGUUGACAUGGCUGAGAAUGUUGACAUUGGUGAGACUGUUGACAAUGCUGAGAAUGUUGACUUUGUUGAGAAUGUUAACAUUGGGGAGAAUAUUGACAUUGGUGAGAAUGUUGACAUUGGUGGGAAUGUUAGCUAUGGACAGAAUGUUGACAUGGGUGAGAAUGUUGACAUUGGUGAGAAUGUUGCCUGUGGUGAGAAUGUUGACAUUGGUGAGAAUGUUGGCUGUGGUGAGAAUGUUGACAUUGGUGAGAAUGUUGGCUGUGGUGAGAAUGUUGACAUUGGUGAGAAUGUUGACAUUGGGGAGAUGUUGACAUUUGGGAGAAUGUUGGCUGUAGUGAGAAUGUUGACAUUGGUGAGAAUGUUGACAUUGGGUAGAAUGUUGACAUUCGUAAGACUGUUAGCUGUGGUGAGAAUGUUGGCUGUCGUGAGAAUGUUGACAUUGGUGAGAAUUUUGACAUUGGUGAGAAUGUUGGCUGUGGUGAGAAUGUUGACAUUUUUGUGAAUGUUGACAUUGGUGAGAAUGUUGGCUGUGGUGAGAAUGUUUACAUUGGUGAGAAUGUUGACAUUGCUGAGAAUGUUGACAUUGGUGAGAAUAUUGACAUUGCUGAGAA
Messenger RNA from Microtus ochrogaster (prairie vole), 779 nucleotides. Its product is annotated as UDP-3-O-acylglucosamine N-acyltransferase-like. The record is from RefSeq and is a predicted model, not a curated record. The annotation marks the transcript as partial. The transcript has 3 exons. Lineage: Eukaryota; Metazoa; Chordata; Mammalia; Rodentia; Cricetidae.